Molecule: messenger RNA, 1259 nt
Organism: Seminavis robusta
Lineage: Eukaryota; Bacillariophyta; Bacillariophyceae; Naviculales; Naviculaceae
Source: the annotation of a GenBank genome assembly
GUUGUUGGUCCCUGUGCUUUGGCAAGAAAAUGAGACCCGAGCCUUUCGGAAGUGCCCGAUUCCAAGUUUGAAACAUUUCCAAACCACGAUCGUUUUGGAACAUCAAAAAUUGUCAUCUUCUCUAGAGAAGUGAAACUGAUUGAUAUGGUUUUGAAAUGAAGUGAUGGUGAUGUUGAUAUAGUUUGAUAUAGUUUGGUUUGGUUCUGUUUGACUCCUUCGGCAUUGUGCUGUAUGUUGUCCUGUUGUGCUGUUGGUUGUCGGCGAGGGAGGGUCCUCGAAAGUUUGAGUUUUGAUGCAAAAAGUGGAGGUGGUAACGUCGGUCAUUCAGCGUUACAAAUGACGGUUAAUGACUACAAACUAUAAGUCUCUGUGACUACUCCUGACCCUAACAACGGGGCAGUAUCAAGAAGAGUGUCAAGUCAGCGUUCGUUUUGUAGUGAACCCUACCGUAACCCCAGUUACAGAAUUCGGGGUCGUGCCUGGUAAGCUUGCAGGAAGUGGUGUCAACACCGUCAUCAUUCCGGUUCUCAAACUCGACGAACAACCAAGCCGAAUUUCUUCACAAAAUUCUUGUUGAAGCGGACCAAACUCUCAUCGCUCUUUCUCAUUCUCAUUUCUUUCAUAAUCUUGCUUUCUUGCUACUGCAUCUAUCUAUUUCUAUCUAUUCUGUCUGAAUCCAUUCCAUUCUAUUCUACCAUGUCUUCUUCUGCUGCUACUAGUACGCCAAAACCCAUUGCCACCUCCAGUGCUGCUACGACCAUGUUACCGUUUGCAGCACCACAGCCACGACGCUCCACUCGUGUGUUUUACUCUCCCGUGAUUUCCGCCAUGGUGCACGACCAUACCAUGAGGAACUGCGACGAUAUCAAGUCGAUGAAUACCGAAUGUCUUGCGGCGGGAUCGGAUGCCAGUAUAUGUAAAACGGCUGCCAUGUACAUGAGCAUGUGUGUCAAUGGAUCGCAGCAUUCGUGAAAAAGAAACAACCAACUCUUGAUUCUUACUUGGAGCCGACGUGAGAAUCUCUCGUCUUUCUGAGAAAGACAACGAGACAAGCUACCUCGAUUCUGUUUGUACUACUUGUCGGUUUGUUGGACAAGGAAUGGUGAUGAGAAGACGAAGAAGUGCUGGGGCCCUUUUUUAUUCUUCAUGUUGCUGUUUCGCUUUUUAGACUGCAUGUGUCGCAUUUGCAUACUUUUACUAUCUACUACUGAAAACAAUAAUCAUCAUAAAACACAAAAAUAGAACUGCGUAAACAUCAC